Molecule: messenger RNA, 529 nt
Organism: Dimorphilus gyrociliatus
Lineage: Eukaryota; Metazoa; Annelida; Polychaeta; Dinophilidae
Source: the annotation of a GenBank genome assembly
UAUGAAACUUAAGUUUGCAAAUUCUGGUGUUUACUAUGGUCUUUCAUUGAUGAGUGGCGACUUUGAACAACCAAUUCAUAUUGCCUUCAUAAUAUCUGGUCUUGUAGAGAUAAUAGGUACUUUGGUGGCGAUCCCAGUAACCCAUUUUAUCGGUCGUAAAUACCCAAUUUGCUCAGCAAUGCUCCUAGGAGGAAUAUUUCUUUUGAUUACCGUUUUUCUGUCUGACGAUACAGUCAUCUUUAUCUUAGCAAUGAUUGGAAAAUUGUCAAUUUCUGUUAGUUUCAUAAUGAUUUGGCUUUAUACUGGAGAACUAUUUCCUACGUCGGUUAGAAAUUCUGUAGUUGGAGGUGCAUCUUUCUUUGGUAGAUUUGGUUCGGCGUUAAGUCCAGCAGUAGCCUAUUCGGCAAAAACGCAUAAAACACCAACGAUCAUAGUCUUGGGGUGUAUUUCUUUCUCUGCUGGUCUAGUUGCACUCCUCUUACCUGAAACAAAGAAUGCUCACCUUCCAGAUACAGUUGAUGAAGAUUAG